UACAUUUACGAGAUUCGAACUCGUAAAGUGCUGCAAAAUACAUGAGUAAGAUCCCCGACUUUCAACUGUUUUACCACCCAAUGAUACGAGUUCGAAUCCCGUAAAUGUAACUUUUGUUCUAUCUUUUUAUUUUGUUGGUACUGUACUACAGAAUUCUUUUACGUGACACGUUUGCACAAAAGAAGCUUCAAAGUCGAUUAUGUGUUAUUUGUAACAAUUUUAUUUCAAAGGAAGAGCAAGGUGGUAACUUCCUGUUUCAACAUAUACAGAGCAAGCGACGUUUCAACUCGAGUGGACUUUCUCUCAAAAGACUCGACAACGGUUUGUUUAGACCAGACACUGUAUACGAGAAGGUUUGACAUUGAAUUGAUGAAUUCAACAAUACGGCAUUCGCGAGGACAGCUACGUGUUCUCUCGCUAUUCGUAACUACGACAACAACAGACGCAUUCGGCGGAAAGUCGCCAGUUAACAGGGUCUCCUGUUAAACCGUAACACCGGCGCGAGCACGUCUCGCGGCAGUAAGCGCAGCACGGAAGAGAGAAAGCCAUGACGACGGACUCCUCACUCCUCAACUCCGAGCUGGAGUUACAGCAGCAAGAGGAGCUGUAUCAGCAGCUGCUGCUGCAGACGAUGGGAAAGAUACCAACUGAAAAUCCAGACUCCAAAGUAAUUCGACCACAACCUGGCAUGUGUGUGAAGACUCUCUCGGAGCCAGGCCAUCAGAAGAUCUUCGUCAACAUCUGCCAGUCAAACUCGGUCCCGCUGCCUCCAGAGAUCUCCAGAGAGGAGCUUGUGGAGCUGCUCCAAUCGGAGGAUCCCAGCGGCUACAGAGUUCCCAUGAGCCUCGGCGAGCCACACACAGAAGUGGACAACAACUCUCAGGGUUGCACAGCGUAUGAUGUGGUCGUCAACCAGGAGUUCUUCCAGCAGUGCCAGGAGGAUCCCUUGUUCCAGCAGUUUGUUAUUUUGGUGUCUUUGGAGGGUUUGGAGAACAAAUACAAUCUGGAGCUAAGUAGAGACUGGAAGGUGUUGAAGAACAGAAAGUUCCUGGGUUCCGUCAGCGAGCAGAACAUUCGGACGAAGAGCAGGCCGGUGAUUCAAGAGCUGCAGCCUCCGGAGGAUUCCACUGCUACGGCCAAAAGACCAGAGUUCACGCUGCUCAUAGAGCCCCCUGCUGGUGAACCUGAGUACCUCAUUGCAGAAAUACAGCUACCCGGAGUGCCAUCGGCUCGCUCUCUGGUCCUGGACGUCGGAGAGGACCGCCUGACGUUGACAGCUAGGCCUUCGCUCUUCCAUCUCGACGUCUUCCACGCCUUCCUCGUUGACCAGGAGAACAGCGUGGCACAGUACAACAACAGCACUCAGGUCCUUACAGUCACGAUGCCAGUGGUGUCCUCGUGAAACUGAGGAAGUCCUGUUAUUUAAUAUGAUGCUGUGAUAAUAAAAGUUUUUUCUUUUUUUCUUAA
Messenger RNA from Cyclopterus lumpus (lumpfish), 1467 nucleotides. RefSeq names its product PIH1 domain containing 1 (gene pih1d1). Lineage: Eukaryota; Metazoa; Chordata; Actinopteri; Perciformes; Cyclopteridae. The record is from RefSeq and is a predicted model, not a curated record. Gene Ontology annotation, cellular component: R2TP complex; cytoplasm; ribonucleoprotein complex. The transcript is spliced from 11 exons. Bases 548 to 1402 code for a protein of 284 amino acids. Gene Ontology annotation, biological process: rRNA processing; box C/D snoRNP assembly.